UUAACAACUCUUGUAUUUGUGUGUAAUCACGAGCGUGGCUGUCAAUGAGGUUCUCUAGGUGCGCGAGUUGUGUGCACAUGGCGUCCAUUGUGUCGGAGGAUACAGGUGAUACUGUCGGUUCUGUUGAUAGUGCCUUGAUGAGAUCUUCGAUUUCUGUAAUCUUGGUCGCGUUAGCGGUGGAGAGGGCAACGUCAGACGCGAGACGUUCGACCCGGUUGGUAAGAUCCGUGAUCAUCAUCGGGUCAAUGGCGAGUGUAGGCUGUAGUUGUGCCUGGUUCUCAAGCGCUUGUAGUCUGCGCGUGAGAUGGGGUAUAUCAUCGACGUUAUGUGAGACAGGGGGACGCAUAGGGUCCGCUUCCGCUUCCGAGGCGGUGAGUGUGUCGGUUGAUGAGUGGCGUUCCGCAGCGGUGAUCUGAGAAUUGACAGUGUCUGGUGGUGCGCUUGGAAAACUGUUUGAGAUGGCAAUAGAAAGAUCGCAAACGCAAUGUUG
Messenger RNA from Metschnikowia bicuspidata var. bicuspidata NRRL YB-4993, 490 nucleotides. RefSeq lists its product as uncharacterized. The coding region runs from base 45 to 416 and encodes 123 amino acids. NCBI's taxonomy places the organism in Eukaryota, Fungi, Ascomycota, Pichiomycetes, Serinales, Metschnikowiaceae. The transcript has a single exon. The record is from RefSeq and is a predicted model, not a curated record.